Messenger RNA from Salpingoeca rosetta, 452 nucleotides. RefSeq lists its product as uncharacterized. The coding region runs from base 27 to 410 and encodes 127 amino acids. The record is from RefSeq and is a predicted model, not a curated record. The transcript has a single exon. Lineage: Eukaryota; Choanoflagellata; Craspedida; Salpingoecidae.
GCCAUGCCUAGCAUUGCUCUGCGCGCAUGUAUGCAUGCUGUUCAUUGUUAAGAUUGUUUGUGUUCGCGCACACGCUGCCCCAUGUCGCCUUGGCAGCUCUGUUGACUGUGUGUGCACUUGUCGAGUGUUUGUUUGAGCGUGCUGCCCGAGUUGAUUUGGCAGCAGCUUGUUGUGCUUUGUUCAUUCUCCUUGUGUUCUUGUUUGUUGCGUUUGCCUACAGUAAACACACACACCACCUGUCGUGUCUCAACAGUUUUUCCGUUUGCAAACAUUCCUUCCUCUCUGCUGGCAUGUGUGCCAACUGCCUCUCCUCUCCUCCUUCCCCUACACACGUGAGUUGUGUGCCAUGUGUGUGUGCAUGCCCGUCAUGCUUGACGGAUGCCAUGUGUGCGUGCCAUGCAGUCUUGUGAAGUGUUGUCUGUUGUGUAUGCUUGCCUGCAAGCAUUCAUGCC